Messenger RNA from Diutina rugosa, 504 nucleotides. RefSeq names its product Met28p (gene MET28). Gene Ontology annotation, cellular component: nucleus; Cbf1-Met4-Met28 complex. Bases 1 to 504 code for a protein of 167 amino acids. The transcript has a single exon. Lineage: Eukaryota; Fungi; Ascomycota; Pichiomycetes; Serinales; Debaryomycetaceae. Gene Ontology annotation, biological process: regulation of transcription by RNA polymerase II. Gene Ontology annotation, molecular function: RNA polymerase II transcription regulatory region sequence-specific DNA binding; DNA-binding transcription activator activity, RNA polymerase II-specific. The record is from RefSeq and is a predicted model, not a curated record.
AUGGCGUUCCAACCCAACGACUACCUUACCGGUCUCAACCUAGACUUUGACCAGGACUUCACCUCGAUGCUGCCUCCGGGUUUGCAGCAGCAGGACUUCGACCUUUUUGGUCUGGCCGGGGGUGACUUUUUGUCGCUCGAGGCCGCUCCCAACCAUGAGGUCGCCCCCGUCAAGCCGGUGGUGCAACUGUCGCCGCUGCCGCUGGCGCUGCUGCUGCUAGCCAACGCGGUGGUGUCGGAGGACAAGCGCAAGCGCAACACCGCGGCCCUGGCCCGCUUCCGCAUCAAGAAGAAGAUGAAGGAACAGGAGAUGGAACGCCGCUCCAAGGAACUCGAGGAGAAGGUGGCGGCGUUGGAGAAGAAGUUGAAGCAGCUUGAGAUGGAAAACAAGUGUCUCAAGACGAUGAUCACUCAGCGCAAUGACAAGAAGAACGACGACUUGCUCGACGAGAUCAAGCGGAGACUGAUCUUGGACCUGAAGCCGAUGUUUACCUACACCAGUUAG